AUGACUUCAAAAGAAUUUGGUCGCACUAUCCUUGUCAAAGCCUCACACAAUGAAGUGGUGAAAGCACAGGCGCUUCUCUCGUACGCAGAGAGUGGCAUGGGGGCGGUUGACUUUGCCAAAGCUUGGGAACCACCUAAUUCCCUCAUCACAGACCGUCAAGAGUGGUUAAUCGACCAGGCGGCUAGAUGCCGUUUGGACGCUACUAUCCUCAUGGCCCUCGCUAUGGCUGCGCAUCCACCAGACUCUCUCCAAGAUCUUACCAAUGCCAACAUGUAUACAUCUAGCAACGUCACUGCUACUACAUCAGAAGGAUGCCAGCCGUACUCUCCGACUCAAGGAGAAGGGAACCCGUCCUAUCCGACUCGAUACUGGCGUCACGGAGAUACGCAUCCGCCCUUGACAAGAUGGCAGUCAGGGUAG
This is a messenger RNA of Cryptococcus wingfieldii CBS 7118, 420 nucleotides long. RefSeq lists its product as hypothetical. The transcript has a single exon. The record is from RefSeq and is a predicted model, not a curated record. The coding region runs from base 1 to 420 and encodes 139 amino acids. Lineage: Eukaryota; Fungi; Basidiomycota; Tremellomycetes; Tremellales; Cryptococcaceae.